CCUUAUCACGUAUUCUGACCCCUAAUAUGUAGAAUGACCCAUAUUGCUUCACUUAAGUAAGAUUAUUAGCAACUCACGUAUGUUUUUUAGGGUUUUCCUGAUCUUUAAAGAUGUUUAAAAGUGUUUUAAGGGUGAAUUUAAAGCGGAAUUUUGUGUGUAGAACCUUUGCGAGUGAGCGUACUGCUUUGUACGAUUUUCAUGUGAAUAAAGGGGGGAAAAUCGUGAAUUUUGGGGGGUACUUGCUACCAGUUCAAUACAAUGAUUUAAGUAUUGUAAAUUCGCAUCUUUUUACACGUAAAAAUGCCUCUAUUUUUGAUGUUUCCCACAUGUUACAGACUGAAAUAUUCGGUAAAGGCUGUGUAGAAUUCAUGGAGUCUCUCUGUACAGCUGAUAUUCAAAAUCUAGGGGAUAAUUCAGGGUCCCUAACAGUUUUCACCAACGAUAGGGGUGGUAUUUUGGAUGAUUUGAUUGUCAACAAAAUCCACGACGAACAUUUGUAUGUCGUAUCGAAUGCUGCUAUGAAGGAGAGCGACAAAAAAAUCAUGAUGACAGGAUUGGAAAAAUACAAAAAAUCCAACACGUCCUCAAAUAUCACCAUCAAGUUCCACGACCCAUCAGAAACUAGUCUACUUGCUCUUCAAGGCCCUAAAGCAGCGGAAAACCUACAAAAAAUUGUGGAUUGCGAUCUAAGCCAACUGUAUUUUAUGAACACCACGUCUGCCACUGUUGCCAACGUUAACUGCAGGGUUACACGUUGUGGGUAUACGGGUGAAGAUGGUUUUGAAAUAAGCAUCCCAAGCGAAAAAUCCGUAGAAAUAGCUGAGGAAUUAUUAAAAAAUGAGGACGUUAAACUUGCUGGUCUUGGAGCUAGGGAUUCGCUAAGGUUGGAAGCUGGUUUAUGCCUAUAUGGAAACGAUAUUUCAGAAAAUACCACCCCAAUAGAUGGAGCUUUAACUUGGUUGGUCUCUAAAAGAAGGAGAGAGCAAAAAAACUUUCCAGGGGCUGAACAAAUUUUGGAGAAGAUUAGGAAUGCUUCAGAAGUGAAAAGAGUUGGAUUACAAUCGGAAAAUGGCCCACCAGCUCGUCAAGGAGCAUUUAUUUUAAACGAUUCUGGUGAACAGUUAGGUACAGUGACUUCUGGUUGUCCCAGUCCAAGUUUGGGAAAGAAUAUUGCAAUGGGGUACAUCCCAACUAAAUUUAACAAAGUUGGGACCAAAGUUAACCUUAAAAUCAGGGACAAGUUGUAUAAUGCAGUCAUCACCAAGAUGCCUUUUGUAAAAUCAAAUUACUACCAAAAACCUAAAUAAAACAAAAAUAAAAAUGCAA
Molecule: messenger RNA, 1326 nt
Organism: Brassicogethes aeneus
Lineage: Eukaryota; Metazoa; Arthropoda; Insecta; Coleoptera; Nitidulidae
Source: the annotation of a GenBank genome assembly